CACAGGAUCUUCUGACCCGCACAGGAGAAAAUCUAGAACCGACAACAUGGUUGAAUGGACAGACUUCGAGCGCGCCACCAUCGCCGACAUCUUCUCCAAGAUGGAGUAUGAGAUCAUUGGACCUGCAGCUCUGUCCAGGUGUCUGGUGGUCUACCCCUGGACUCAGAGGUAUUUCGGGAACUUUGGAAACCUCUACAACGCCGCUGCCAUCAUGGGAAACCCACUGGUUGCAAAACACGGAACAACCAUCCUCCACGGUCUGGACCGGGCUGUGAAGAACAUGGACAACAUCAAGGCCGAAUAUGCCGAACUGAGCGUGUUGCACUCCGAGAAGCUGCAUGUGGACCCUGAUAACUUCAAGCUGCUCUCUGACUGUCUCACCAUCGUGGUUUCUGCAAAAAUGGGCAAAGAGUUCACCGGUGAUGUUCAGGCAGCUUUCCAGAAGUUCCUGGCUGUGGUGGUCAACUCCCUGGGAAGACAGUACCACUAGAGAGCUGCAAGAGAAGACAUCACAUGAUGAUCCAAUCAAAUCA
Messenger RNA from Acanthopagrus latus (yellowfin seabream), 533 nucleotides. RefSeq names its product hemoglobin subunit beta. The record is from RefSeq and is a predicted model, not a curated record. Gene Ontology annotation, molecular function: oxygen binding; haptoglobin binding; oxygen carrier activity. NCBI's taxonomy places the organism in Eukaryota, Metazoa, Chordata, Actinopteri, Spariformes, Sparidae. Gene Ontology annotation, cellular component: blood microparticle; hemoglobin complex; haptoglobin-hemoglobin complex. Bases 47 to 490 code for a protein of 147 amino acids. The transcript has 3 exons. Gene Ontology annotation, biological process: oxygen transport; hydrogen peroxide catabolic process.